GUGCGUACUACUGUCCACAGCCUUUUGUAGCUUCUGCACUUCUGUGUCCUCGCGCAAAAUGGACCCCGAGUUGAAGCGUCAGCUUCUUGACCGCAGCGAGCAGCUGGGUCUUCGGUCAUUCGAAGACACGCCGCGGAGGACGGCUGCCGACAACGACGACGGCGCACCGCCCGAACCUCCCGAGCCUUCGGCGCGCUUGGACGACACCCGCUGGUGCCUCUGCGGCCGCUGCCAGCUAAUGCCGACAGCCCGCGAGUGCGUCUGCUGCCUGGAGGUUCCGAAGGUCGCCUCCAAGGCUGGUAACCGCUGCAUCACCGAUCACUCCGACUUUUUCGGUGGCAUCCUGAAUCCAGUCGUGCUCCAGAUCGCCUACCGGAUGAGGGCGAUGGAGCUAAAUGACAUGGAGCUCAUUGGACAGAGGAGCACCCAUAAGAAGUACCGGUAUGUGGCGUACCGGCAGUUUGUCUGGUGGAUCUGGCGCCGCCUUGGCAGAGGGAACCGGACGGUCUUGCCAGCUUGUGUUGUACAGGCUAUUCGAAACAUGUAUCCAUCUGAUGAAUACCGGGGCUUUGAAGCUCUGUGAGCCGUGGGAUUUAUGAGCACACAACUUCAUCCCUAAAGUUACGAGAACAGUUCAUGGGUGCUCAUCUGUCCCAUGAGCCCCAUGUCGUUUAGCUUCAUUGCCCUUAUUCGGUAGGCAAUCAGGGGCACGACUGGUUUUAGGAUGCCACCAAAACAGUCGGCGUGAUCUGUGAUACAGCGCCUACCAGCAUUCGAGGCGACCUCCUGAGCGGUCAAACGAACUUCACCUCUUUUUUCUUUCGAAAUAUCUCUUUACAUUUUUUCACCCAAUUCCAACGGCCGCUCCUCGACAGUAGAAAGGAUCGCACAUAAUUGUAAGUGACCGAAGAGGCGCUCAGAAUAUGUGAAGGGUCACGUUAGAACGGUUAGGUGUAAGAAGUGUACGAACGACAGUUCUGGUCCUGAAAUUAUUUUUGUUAAAAAUGUAGUUCCCAAGCUUUAGAUUUUAAGGGUGAUUACUACACAGCUAGUGUCUUGAUGCUAUUUGUUACUUUUGAGUUUCAUACUCAUUUAUGUUAUGUUGUAGGUUUUUUCUGUGUUUCGCAGUAACAUGAAACGUCUUGCAUUGCACUGCAUGUUGUGUUUGCGAAUUGUGCUAUUCGGUUUUUUCCUUAUUUCCCAGUAACAUGACACAUCUCUUAUGAUAUUCAAGAGGUUGAC
This is a messenger RNA of Ixodes scapularis (black-legged tick), 1242 nucleotides long. RefSeq names its product P2X purinoceptor 7-like. The transcript is spliced from 3 exons. The record is from RefSeq and is a predicted model, not a curated record. Bases 59 to 583 code for a protein of 174 amino acids. NCBI's taxonomy places the organism in Eukaryota, Metazoa, Arthropoda, Arachnida, Ixodida, Ixodidae.